Mesorhabditis belari is the source of this 918-nucleotide messenger RNA. The record is from the annotation of a GenBank genome assembly. Lineage: Eukaryota; Metazoa; Nematoda; Chromadorea; Rhabditida; Rhabditidae.
AUGGCAAACAGAACAGUGAAGGAUGCCUCUACAGUAAAAGGAACCAAUCCGCAAUUUUUGAUCGAGAAGAUCAUUCGUCAACGUAUCUAUGACAGCAAGUUCUGGAAAGAAGAAUGCUUUGCCUUAUCAGCCGAACUUCUCGUCGACAAAGGAAUGGAACUACGAUACCUUGGCGGAAUCUACGCGGGAAACAUCAAGCCGACUCCAUUUCUCUGUUUGGUGCUCAAAAUGCUUCAGCUUCAGCCGGAUCGUGAGAUUGUAAUGGAGUUCAUAAAACAGGACGAGUUUAAAUAUAUUCGAGCUCUGGGUGCUCUAUACUUACGAAUGGCCUUCCCGUCGCUUGACAUCUACAAUUAUUUGGAGCCAUUGUACAGUGAUUUUCGAAAACUUCGGAUAAUGAAUCAUAUGGGCAGAUUCGAAUUGAUGCAUAUGGACGACUUUAUUGAUAUGCUAUUGCGAGAAGAGCGCGUGUUCGACAUACAAAUGCCACGCUUACAGAAACGAAUCGCUCUUGAAGAAAUAGCGGCCAUCGAGGAGUACAAAUCACCUCUUGACGAGGAUCUUGGAAAGGUCUCCGAAUCUGAAUCAGACGAUGAUGAUAAGGGCACGCGCAAAAAGGAGAGACCAAGUUUGAUUAGCCGGAGAAGAAGCAGAUCUCGGGAGCGUGGAGAGCGUGGAGAGCGUGAUCGCGACGAUCGAAAGAAAAGUGAUAAGAAAGAAAGAGAUAGAUCUCGUGAACGAGACCGUGAUCGUCGAAGGCGCUCGAAGAGUCGUGAACGUGAUGAUAAAGAUCGCCGUGAUAAAGAUCGAGAGCGUGGACGUGAAAAGGAUCGUGGGAAACGGCAAAGCUCAUUGGAGCGUGAAAUCGAUGAGGCGAACGCUCAACGCAAGCAACUCGGAUUGGCCCCUCUACAACGA